This is a messenger RNA of Capsicum annuum, 924 nucleotides long. RefSeq names its product dynein light chain LC6, flagellar outer arm. Gene Ontology annotation, molecular function: dynein light intermediate chain binding; dynein intermediate chain binding. Bases 326 to 685 code for a protein of 119 amino acids. The record is from RefSeq and is a predicted model, not a curated record. Gene Ontology annotation, cellular component: dynein complex. Gene Ontology annotation, biological process: microtubule-based process. NCBI's taxonomy places the organism in Eukaryota, Viridiplantae, Streptophyta, Magnoliopsida, Solanales, Solanaceae. The transcript has 3 exons.
GAAAAAAAAGUAGGGGACAAUUGAGCAGUGUGACAGUAUUAAAGUUAAAUUCGUACUCUUUUAACACUCCUGCUUUCACCAAACUAACAGCAAUAUUUUCCUGUUGCUUCAAGCAAAAAUCAAAAUAAAAGUAAACUUAACCAAAAGGACAAUCUCUUGGAAAUCAGAACCCCACGCACAUCGCUCACCUCCCCUCCCCCACCUCCACCCCGACACCCUCUCAACUCUCUCUCUCUUACUCAUUUUCCACCACCGCCCGCCGCCGUAGAGUGGCUGCUCUAUAGUUCCAGCGAAAGAUUUUGACGGCUCAAACGAGCUGAAGAGCAUGAGCGAAGACGGGAAAAGAGCCGGUGGAGCUCCGGCGGCGAAGCCUACCUCCGAUGAUCGGAGAAUCUCGUCAGGUUCCGGUCCUUAUCCUCCCGGUAAAAAAGUUACCAUAAAAAGUGCCGAUAUGAAAUCUGAUGUUCAAAAGGAGGCCGUCGACAUUGCUAUUGCUGCAUUUGAGAAGUGUAAUGUAGAGAAGGAUGUAGCUGAACAGAUUAAGAAGGAGUUUGAUAAGAAGUACGGUCCCACUUGGCAUUGCAUUGUUGGGAAAAACUUCGGUUCUUAUGUGACUCAUGAAACAAACCACUUUGUCUACUUCUAUUUGGAUUCAAAAGCUGUACUUCUGUUCAAAUCUGGUUGAACUUGGUGCCGACAUUGAUGGGGAGACAUUGAUGAGAGAGUUUUAACUCAGGAUGAUGAUCAUAUAUUCAGACAUUGUACGUAUUCAAUUGAAAAUUCCAAGCUGCAACGAUUUGGUGGAAAAUUCAGUUGUACCUGUAUAUUUCUGCUUUUACAUUGUGUAAACAAAUUCUAAACUUGAUCGAACUCCUCAAAGUUGUUCGUUGAUGAUGCUUUUGAUAAAUUGAGGCAAAACAGAAA